Messenger RNA from Eremomyces bilateralis CBS 781.70, 633 nucleotides. RefSeq lists its product as uncharacterized. The record is from RefSeq and is a predicted model, not a curated record. NCBI's taxonomy places the organism in Eukaryota, Fungi, Ascomycota, Dothideomycetes, Eremomycetales, Eremomycetaceae. The coding region runs from base 1 to 633 and encodes 210 amino acids. The transcript has 4 exons.
AUGCGAUUCUCCACCGUUUUCGCCCCGUUCAUAGCGUUGACUGUCACGGUCUUGGGACCCUUCGCUUUUGCGACCAUGCAACCCCUCGACAUGCAGAACUCCGGAAACUCCCUCGCGCGCAUGGCGUUCGACUUAAAGGACCUUAUCGCUACAAUCAACGAGUCGCAGAAUGGAGGUGCCAUGAGUGACGUCUUCGACGAAUUCGACGACAUCUUCGACAGCGUCCUGUCGAACAUCUCCCUGCUGACCGGCACCGCUGUCGUCACCGAUCCCCUCGACGUACAACUCGUUUACGAGGCAUACUCCAACUUCGUCCAAGGCGUCUUCGAGCUCAUGGACGGCGUCGCCGACAGCGCCCCCACAUUCAUCCAACUCGACAAGCAGAACGAGUUCCGUAUCCCCGCCGCCGUGCGUGAACUCAGCGGCGUCGUCGAUGCAUACUUGUUCAACAUGAUCGGCAUCUUCCCGUCGAACAGCAGCUACGCCUACCAGAGCGCCAACCAGAAGUCCCAGGUCGACACGCACCUUCGCCGCGCCGUCCAUUCGUACCAUCUUGCGACCGCGAGGACACCCACCCCAUACUCGAAUACCUCAGCGCUUCCGGAGCGCCGACGACAUAGGCUGGGGGCGUAA